AAAAAAGUUAAAUUGGCGUUUGCUUCUACACGCUCUCUGUCUCUCUCUCUCUCUCUCUCUUUGGGCUUCAACGGCUUUCUCGUCUGCGCAAAUUUUUAAAACCCUAAAGAAUUUUCCCGAGAAAAUGAUUUUCCCGGAAAAUUCCAAAUUGUGAAUGGAAGAUUCACCGAUAAACCUCACUUGAAAAACGUAAAUUGAACAAAAAUUUCAGUGAGGUGAUAAGUCGGAGAGCGACAAUGGCAGAGGUCGAUCUGACGAAGAAAGUGGCGGAUAGGUAUCUGAAGCGCGAGGUUCUUGGUGAAGGUACCUAUGGAGUCGUCUACAAAGCCAUCGAUACGAAGACGGGACAGACGGUUGCUAUUAAAAAAAUUCGUCUUGGGAAGCAAAAGGAAGGGGUGAAUUUCACAGCACUUAGAGAAAUUAAACUGCUUAAAGAGCUGAAGGAUCCGAACAUUAUUGAGUUGAUUGAAGCAUUCCCGCAUAAAGGAAACUUGCAUCUUGUAUUUGAGUUCAUGGAGACGGACCUUGAAGCUGUUAUACGUGACCGGAAUAUAUUUUUAUCACCAGCUGACAUAAAGUCAUAUCUUCAGAUGACUUUAAAAGGACUUGCUGUUUGCCACAAGAAAUGGGUUUUACACAGGGAUAUGAAGCCUAACAACUUGUUGAUAGGAUCUAACGGGCAGCUUAAACUGGCAGAUUUUGUAGCACGAAUAUUUGGGAGCCCAGAUCGCAGGUUCACUCAUCAGGUUUUUGCCCGUUGGUAUAGAGCACCUGAGUUGUUAUUUGACCAGCAAUAUGGACCUGGGGUAGAUGUUUGGGCUGCAGCUUGUAUAUUCGCUGAACUUCUCCUACGCAGACCCUUUUUGCAGGGAUCAAGUGAUAUUGAUCAACUAGGAAAGAUUUUUGCGGCUUUUGGGACUCCAACACCUUCUCAGUGGCCUGAUAUGGUAUACCUCCCGGAUUAUGUGGAAUACCAAUAUGUUCCAGCACCCCCUUUGCGUUCAUUGUUUCCAGUGGCUAGUGAUGAUGCCCUAGAUUUGUUAGCGAAGAUGUUUACCUAUGACCCCAAAGCUAGAAUAUCCGUACAGCAGGCAUUAGAGCACAGGUACUUUACAUCUGCGCCUCUUCCUACAUAUCCAGAUAAGCUUCCUAGACCUGCUCCAAAGCGGGAGUCUAAGGGUUCAGAUUUUAAUCCAAAUGAUGGUCCUACUGUGUUAUCACCUCCACGAAAAUCAAGGAGAGUGAUGCCAGAGCGUGAUGGUUUUGAAGGAAAUUCACACGUUGAUAAGAUUGAUGAUCGUUUUGGUGAAGCCAGACAUGCUGCUGGUGAAAAUACAAGCAGGAAUGAACCGGUGCCAAUGUCAGUUGAUUUUUCUAUCUUUGGAGCAAAACCUCCAAAUAGACCUACAAUUAAUAGUGCUGACAGAACACAUCUAAAGAGGAAACUAGAUCUUGAAUUUCAACUGCCUGAAUAAGAACAUUCUAUGCACAGAAUCAUAUACCGUAUUUGUUUGAAAGAUGUAAGAUUGCGGGUCUCACAUUAAUGAGGGGUGAGAUAACAUUCGGUGAAGUCGAAGAUAAUCAUGAUGCAGAUAAUUAUGUUUGGAGGCAUACAAAUAAUUUGAUGAUAUUAAACCGAAAAUUUGUACCUAGCCCAUGUAAGGCUAAAUUUUGAGAGCUUUUUGUGUUGUGUUGCUACAUUAUUUUCGGUGUCGAAUUGUUGUGGGUAAUUACUGAUUGGGUGCCAACAUUCAUACUGUUAUCGAACUUACAUACGUUGUAUUUUUUAAGAUGAAAGACAAUGUAAUGGAUUCAUGUUGCCUUUUUUAUUCUUGAUGA
Malus domestica (apple) is the source of this 1839-nucleotide messenger RNA. Its product is annotated as cyclin-dependent kinase D-3-like. Gene Ontology annotation, biological process: protein phosphorylation; positive regulation of transcription by RNA polymerase II. Gene Ontology annotation, molecular function: ATP binding; cyclin-dependent protein serine/threonine kinase activity; RNA polymerase II CTD heptapeptide repeat kinase activity. The record is from RefSeq and is a predicted model, not a curated record. NCBI's taxonomy places the organism in Eukaryota, Viridiplantae, Streptophyta, Magnoliopsida, Rosales, Rosaceae. Gene Ontology annotation, cellular component: nucleus; cytoplasm; transcription factor TFIIH holo complex.